Molecule: messenger RNA, 1167 nt
Organism: Penicillium salamii
Lineage: Eukaryota; Fungi; Ascomycota; Eurotiomycetes; Eurotiales; Aspergillaceae
Source: the annotation of a GenBank genome assembly
AUGCAGCCCCUUUUCGUCGGCGUCUCCAACAACGCCCAGCACCUCUAUACACUCCUCUCCUGCAUUGGAUUUGCACCCAAGGCUACCGUUCAAAUUACCCCGGAUGGGCUUCGAUUCUCGGUGGAAGAAGGCCGUGUGAUCCAAGGACUAGCUUUCCUUGACAAAUCACUUUUUACGAGCUAUACAUUCAAUCCAUCAACCGACACACAAGCCAGCCAAAACGAAACUUCCAAUGACAAUGCAUCCUCCCAACCCCAAAAUUACCCCCAUUUCGUUGUCUCUCUCUCUGCUCUUCUCGACACCCUCAAGAUUUUCGGCAUCAAUGAGCUAGAGUCAAACCGAUCUCGAGACACCAGUAUCACGCAAGCCAACCCUGCCUCAUCAAGCGCAUUCAAUGCACCCAGUCUGUUGAUGAACCGAUCCUGUACCUUGCAGUAUGCGCAGCACGGUGCCCCGCUCACCAUCGCCAUAACUGAAGCAGGAGUGAAAACCACCUGUGAACUAGUCACAUACGAGCCAGAGGAAAAUGAAGCAGAUAUUCCACUCCAGCGUGAUGCAAUCAUCAUGAAGAUUAUCAUGCGCUCAGCUUGGCUUCACAAUGCCAUCGCAGAACUAGACUCUGCAGCCCCUAACAUUCUGAAACUAUCUGCCUGCGCCACGCGCGAGCCGUACUUUGCUCUCUCGGGGGCAGGUGGUCCAUUCAGUGAAUCGACAGUUGAAUUCUCCGUUGAUCAAAAUAAUGGGAUUGUCGGCGGUACCGGUCAAGGGGCCACACAGUCCCAGAUGCACAAAGUGCUCGCAGACGAUGGUUCUUCCCGCAAUCGUGCCACCAGAGCUAAGAUUGCGCCUACUGUCACAGAAACUUUCCUCGUUUCUCCUCCAUCUUCUAUGGGAGAGCGUAUCAAACAAGGCUACCGCUUUGCACUAAUUCGCAAAGCUGCGAGGGCUAUGUCGGUUGCCAACAAAGUCAGUAUCCGCGGAGACAGACAAGGAGUGUUGAGUCUGCAAUUUAUGGUUGAGCUUGAUGACCAUAAUGUCCCUGUUGGUAGACCGGUUGGUGCUGGCGUGAAGGGACCCAAUGGCCCUGUCUGCUUCGUUGAUUUCCGUUUUGUGCCAUUGCUUGAUGAGGAGGAGGCUGAAAUAGAAUUUGAUGGAAGGGAGGAAUAG